This is a messenger RNA of Amyelois transitella, 3962 nucleotides long. It is a transcript of the gene Np, whose product is annotated as serine proteinase stubble. Bases 188 to 3157 code for a protein of 989 amino acids. The transcript is spliced from 10 exons. NCBI's taxonomy places the organism in Eukaryota, Metazoa, Arthropoda, Insecta, Lepidoptera, Pyralidae. The record is from RefSeq and is a predicted model, not a curated record. Gene Ontology annotation, molecular function: serine-type endopeptidase activity. Gene Ontology annotation, biological process: proteolysis.
GCACGAGUAAAGUUUGAUUCGGAAGAUCAUCUCAAGUUUAUCGUCUUGUAGUUCGAGUAACUGUUAAAACCACAGUGUCGGAUAAUGAGUUCGCCGUGAUUGUGAGGCGUCUUGGUGCCCGUUAAACAGGCACAAACUCCGACAAAUCCCUACAAUGAAACAGGACUAGUUGUCCUGAACUUCUAACAUGGGUCCGCCAAUCAGCACGUGGCCUUACAGCCAACCAAUAGUAGUGAAGUGCGGUGACAGUGUCAGUGGUGCCAACAUUCACAAAAAGUGUUUGCUUGUCCAAUGCGUUGAUAACUUCAGACUAGUAUGUUUAAAUUUUACAUUCGCUGUUUUAGUUUUCCAAGUGUUGUUAAUUUUUAAUUAUGUGACCGCGGGUCCUGUUAUAUUAAAUAUGGACUAUAUGCAAGGUCCAGUUCCAAUAGCUAGAAACAUAAGACAUUUGCCCUGUAUAUCGAGAAGAACGGGUCAAGAAGGCCUCUGUAUGUUUGCCAUAGAUUGCCUGAAAGCCAACGGGUCCCACCUAGGGACUUGUAUAGACAGGUUUUACUUCGGUUCUUGCUGCCAAAUCCCGGACAAGACCAUCCUCCCUCAAAUAAUAGGGAAUAACGUAGAAGAUAAUACAAUAGACAGCGGCAGUUUCGUCCACCCACAAACAGAGGACAAAGUUCAAACUACAGUAACUAAAAUACCUGAUAUUUUUCCAACAAGGAAAGUUACAACUGAAAGAAAUAAUGAAAAAACAACCGUAGCUGAUAAGGUCCAAGAUAGAACUGAAAGUGAUGAUGUAAACACUACGAUAGAUGAUAAAGAUGAUGUGAAAUUAACUACAGGAGCAAUUAUAGAGACGACUACUAAAGCUCAAGUUACUAAACCACAAUUGAGUACGGAAGUGCCUUUGAAGUUGUCUACUUUCCAGUCCGUGUCUGGCGGUGUCAGUAAUUCUGUCACUGAAGAAACUAAGACAACAGAAUCCCAGAAAGUCACUUCUUCUACGACGACGGUUAGACCAACUAGACGGCCAACCAAACCUACUUACAAACCCUUCAGACCAACAAAUUUUACAAGACCCCAAUACAUAUCUACAACUCCGAAACCUAGACCUACGAAACCAGUAUUAGUAUUCAAUAUAACUAGAAAACCACCUUACAGGCCUCCACCAAAACGGCCUACUACUAAAAAGCCUCUGCCAUCACCACCUAGAUUAAAUAUAACAAUAUUACCACAAUCUACCAGUUCUAGACCUAUUUUCACUAGACCUUCAGUCGCAUCUAUAACGUAUAUAAACACAACAUUAACUGAAGAUACAACCACUAGUUCUACAACAACUCCUAGUACUACAAUUCCAACAACACUUUCCACAGAAAAGAUAACUGAGCCUUCAACAACUACUACUACUUUAACUACAACAACAACCACUACCCCUAGUACUACAACUACUUCAACGACAACAACAACAACAAAUACAACAACAACUGAAAAAACAGUACCAACUGAAGUGGUUACAGAAAUAAUUGAAAGAAUUACAACUGAAUUUUCAUCUGAAGCGACCAAAUUGACCACUGCGCAAGAAGUAACUGAAAAAGCGACGACUCUUGCAAUAGUUACUGAAAAAGCGACUUUAAGACCUGCAACUGAAGCGGAUUCUUCAACAUCACCGAGUUUAUCAUCGUCAUCAUCACCUUCCUCUCCAACAACUCUAUCUUCAAGUACUGUGGUAUCAACUGAGUACCCUCCUUUGGUGACGUGGUCAACCAUAGACGGCGCGACCAAGGCACCGGAGAAUGCCAGUACUUCUUCUGAUGAAAUCUGGUCACCUAUAACACCGCCUGAAGGAUGGGUGUUAAUUUCAACGAUUCCACCAAAACUAGAAUCAACUUCUCAAUCUACAACAUCACCAACAACAACAACAACAACUACAACAACUCCUACAACAACACCUACGACAACUACUACAACAACAACAGAAGCUCCAACGACAACAGCUGAAGUUAUACCAACAAAAGCUGAAACUGUACCCACAUUUGCUGAAACUAUUACAACAGUCGGCGAAACUGUUGCAACAACGCAAGAAAGCGAACUAACAACUGUUCCUGUAUCACCAGAAACAACAACAACUGAGAAAACAACAUCCAAAUCAACAACGACAGAAAAAACGGAAACAACACAAGCGAUGAUCGAGUUUACGGUGAACGUUACUCUUUCACCAACAGCGCCAACACUGACUUCAACAAUGGCAACAACAAAUGCAACAGAAGAACAGAAUACAACAACUGAUGUUACAACAGUUGUUGCGGAGACUUCUACUCUUGAUCCUAUGGAUUCUGAAAUAUUCUCCAAUGAAACAUCCGCUGCUAAUUAUGGAAAGGACGAUUAUAAGAAAGUGUGUGGCCGAAGGUUCUGGCUGGGGGCCCGCAUCGUGGGCGGCAGCAAGUCAGGGUUCGGUCAGUGGCCCUGGCAGAUCUCCCUGAGGCAGUACAGGACUUCCACCUACCUUCACAAGUGUGGUGCCGCCUUGUUGAAUGAAAACUGGGCUAUUACAGCCGCGCAUUGUGUUGAACACGUUCCACCUUCAGAGCUGCUGGUUCGACUGGGGGAACACGACUUGGCCAAUGAGGACGAGCCUUACGGCUACGCCGAGAGAAGGGUUCAGAUCAUAGCCAGCCAUCCCCACUUCGACCCGGCCACUUUCGAGUACGACCUGGCAUUGUUAAGAUUCUACGAGCCUGUGAAAUUCCAACCCAAUAUCAUCCCGAUUUGCAUUCCUGACGACGACGACUACUACGUCGGGAAGACUGCUUACGUCACGGGCUGGGGGCGACUCUAUGACGAGGGCCCGUUGCCCAGCGUAUUGCAAGAAGUCCAAGUACCAGUCAUCAACAAUAGCGACUGCGAAGCCAUGUACCAGGCGGCGGGGUAUAAUGAACAUAUACCGAACAUCUUUAUCUGCGCUGGACGGCAGAAAGGUGGCGCUGACAGCUGCGAAGGUGACAGCGGCGGCCCAAUGGUAAUCCAACGUUCGCGCGACAACCGCUUCGUCUUGUCCGGGGUCAUUUCCUGGGGCAUCGGGUGUGCGGAGCCGAACCAGCCCGGAGUGUACACGAGAAUAUCGGAAUUCAAGGACUGGAUCAAUCAGAUACUCAUGUUUUAGUGAAUGAACCUAAUGAAGAAUGCUUUAGGAUAUUAGGUCCGCCAUUUUGUGUAAUAAAGUUUAAAUAUAGUACCAUCUUUAAAGAUGGCGGACGGAAAUAAUAAUUGUGGAAUUGUUGUGAUCAAAUGGAUUAUUCACGAAAUAUAUUUUAUCUGCGCUCUCUUACAACUUUUGGUUUAAUUGUAGUGGUAGAAAGAGUGAGAGAGAGAAGAUAAAACACUUAUUGCCUUUCAAUUUUCGUGAAUAAAGGGGUGAAUUAUUCACGAACAUUUAACGAACGUUGACACAAAGCGUUGAUACGCAUGUGUCAUAACUUCCCUUCAUCUUACUCUGAGGUUUACCAUAUAGUAAGAAAGAGCGGGAAGAUGUGACAUAUGCCUUAUGAGCGCUGUUAUCAUCGCUGAAAAAUCUCAGAAUUAAAAAAAAAUUGACAAUACUAUUCAGAUUUUUAUGGCAAUGAAUAAAGAAUGGAAAUGCCUAUAUGGUUGAUAAUUCUAACAUUUACCCGCGGUUUUGUUUAAGUUUAUUCUCAUAGAUGCUCUUUGAGUGCAAUUACCGGGGUGAACAAGAUUUAGGUAAAGUAUAGAAAAUGUUUCAAUAAUUUAUACCUACAUUCUAACAAAAUGAACAACGAUUUUUUUUUGUGAUUUCCAAAUCUAUGCAAAUUAAGUUAAAUUUGUUAAUUGUUAUGAAGUAAGAGUUAUUUGUAAUUUAUACGAAUUUAUAAAGUUUUAAGUGAAAGUGAAUAAAACUUUUGCAUUUAUUUUUUAAUUGUAAAAAAAAAUUAUAAGCCUUUCUUUAAUAA